Messenger RNA from Verticillium alfalfae VaMs.102, 381 nucleotides. RefSeq names its product oxidoreductase. Lineage: Eukaryota; Fungi; Ascomycota; Sordariomycetes; Glomerellales; Plectosphaerellaceae. The record is from RefSeq and is a predicted model, not a curated record. The coding region runs from base 1 to 381 and encodes 126 amino acids. The transcript has a single exon. Gene Ontology annotation, molecular function: oxidoreductase activity; NADP binding.
AUGUCGACGUCAGUCGGGUUCGUUGGCCUCGGCGCCAUGGGCUUCGGCAUGGCCUGCAACCUGCAGAAGGGUGGAAAGUACAUAGUCAAGGGAUACGACGUCUGGCAGCCGAGCGUCGAGAGGUUCGUGGCCGAUGGCGGGCAUCCAGGCCAGUCGCCUCGAGAUGUUGCCCACGAUAGCGCGUUCCUCGUCUGCAUGGCCGCCAAUGCGCAGCAGGUCGACAGUAUUUUGUUCGACGCGGCGACUGGCGCCCUCGAGGGUGAGUACUGGGAUUCUCCCUCCGUUCAUCUGCAACGAGCCACUCACACGAACCAGCCCUGCCACACAAUGCGACCAUCUUGCUGUGCUCGACAGUCCCGCCAGCAUAUUACGACACACUAG